AUGAAGUUUUCUUCUGUGCUCUCGUUCGCGGGAUACCGCUUGCCGCUGCGUCUGUCCGUCGAGGAGGAGGCGGACUUUAGUCCUCCUCCUCGACCUGUCGUCGACCCGUCUUGCUUUGCGGUGCGUGCUCGUACACCACCGCCUCAGCAAUCCAAACCUCCUCCGGCUUUCGCUCUUCCGCCAAAGAAAGAGAGUGAGGCCAAAGUCGCCGAAGAGGGCGGUGAGGUUGCUGAGGUGGUGGUGGUGAGCAAGAAAAGGGCUGGGGCGAAGGGGCUCGCCGGCCCGGCGAAGAAGAAGCCGCGGGCGGCGGCGAAGCCGCCCAAGAAGGGCAAGAAAGAGAAGAAGGAGAAGAAGAAGGAGGAGGAGGAGGAGAAGGAGAAGGAGAAUGUCGCCCCCGAGUGA
Parastagonospora nodorum SN15 is the source of this 402-nucleotide messenger RNA. RefSeq lists its product as hypothetical. Lineage: Eukaryota; Fungi; Ascomycota; Dothideomycetes; Pleosporales; Phaeosphaeriaceae. The transcript has 2 exons. The coding region runs from base 1 to 402 and encodes 133 amino acids. The record is from RefSeq and is a predicted model, not a curated record.